AAAAUAAUUUUGUGUGGUAUCGUAUUGGUUUGUUUCGUUAGCUUUGAGAAUGGCGAAAUUGGUUUAGUUUGGUUAUGUUUUUAAAUAGUGAUAGUGUGCGAUCUGCACGGGAUACGAUUUAAGUUGGAGGGAUUGUGUUGUAUUGUAUACUCUUAGACCUCGAAGAAGCUAAUAUAUUAGAGAGAACGUUCUAUUAAAUAUUAUUAAAAGUAAAAAUGGCCAAAAUAUUUACCCCGACAAAUCAAAUAAGAUUGACCAACGUUGCUGUUGUUCGAAUGAAGAAAGGUGGUAAACGGUUUGAAAUUGCUUGUUAUCGUAAUAAGGUUGUUUCUUGGAGAAAUAACGUAGAAACAGACAUUGAUGAAGUGCUUCAGACACACACUGUAUUCACCAAUGUUUCGAAAGGGCAAGUGGCGAAGAAAGAAGAUCUUGUCAAAGCCUUUGGCAAAGAGGACCAGACUGAAAUAUGUAAAGAAAUUUUAGCGAAAGGCGAACUACAGGUUUCAGACAAAGAACGACAAACUCAGCUGGAUUCUUUGUUCAAAGACAUUGCAACAACGGUUGCAGAUAAAUGUGUUAAUCCAGAAACAAAAAGACCAUACCCUGUGUCAAUAAUCGAGAAAGCUAUGAAAGAUGUUCAUUUCUCUGUCAAGCCCAAUCGAAAUGCAAAACAACAAGCUCUGGACGUGAUACCUCAGUUGAAGGCAACAAUGCCCUUAGAAAGAGCUCAGAUGCGGCUUAAGAUAGUGAUAUCAGGGAAGGAGGCUCGGAAACUCAGAGAAAAAGUUGUAAAACUGGCGACCAAGGUAGAAACUGAAGAAUGGAACAGCGGAGAACUGAAUUUGGUGUGUCUCGCUGAUCCUGGUAACUUCAGAGAACUGGAUGAAACUGUUAGGUCAGAAACUAAAGGCCAUGGCCUUCUCGAGCUGCUUAACUUAAAAGAAGUAACAGAAGGAGAUGAGUUGUUGGAAUGAUCAUUUGCACUAACAUUUUGUUUGUAUUUAUAAAAUGUUGUUUAUAUUGUUAUUAAAUGUGAUACAUUA
Molecule: messenger RNA, 1043 nt
Organism: Homalodisca vitripennis (glassy-winged sharpshooter)
Lineage: Eukaryota; Metazoa; Arthropoda; Insecta; Hemiptera; Cicadellidae
Gene: Sbds
Product: ribosome maturation protein SBDS
Exons: 5
Coding region: 216-974 (252 amino acids)
Biological process (GO): ribosome biogenesis; cytosolic ribosome assembly
Source: RefSeq, a predicted model, not a curated record